AUGAAACUCUUACAUUUAUUGUUCACUAUCAGCUUCGUAUGGUGUUUUGAAGAUGAUCCUUUCUUGGGCUUCGAGGAAGAACCUCCUAUUGUGGAGAUAGCCGACGGUAGUGUUCGAGGAGGUUGGGAAGAGUCCACGAACGGAAGAAAGUAUGCCAUCUUUGAAGGCAUCCCCUUUGCUAAGCCGCCGGUUGGAGAGCUUCGAUUCAAGGCCCCACAACCUCCUGUACCGUGGAAAGGGAUAUUCAAUGCAAGUGGAUCACAAGAGAACUGUCUACAAUACGACCCGUUCUUUGAACAAGUCUCAGGUAGUGAAGACUGCCUGUUCAUCAACGUGUACACCCCACACCUGAAGCCCACUGUUGAGCUGCCGGUGAUGGUGUUUGUCCACGGCGGAGCGUUCAUGUACGGAGCUGGUUUCCAUUACGACCCUGUCCAUCUGAUGGACUGGGAUAUGGUCGUUGUUAGUUUUAACUACAGAGUUGGUCCUCUAGGUUUCCUCAGCACGGGAGAUGAAGCUGCUCCAGGCAACGCAGGGCUGAAGGACCAGGCCUUUGCCCUGCACUGGGUGCAGAAGAACAUCAAAGCCUUCGGAGGAGACCCUGACAGCGUCACUGUGACCGGCAGCUCAGCUGGUGCUGCUAGCGUUCAUUAUCUUUAUCUUUCUCCUUUGGCUAAUGGAACAUUCUCCAGAGGUAUUGCUUGGAGUGGAUCAGCACUCGUACCCUGGGCAUACACCACGAAGCCCAUAGAGAAGACUAGGCGGCUCGCAGAGCUGGUGGGCUGCCCCACGAACCCUGAAGAUAUGGCCAACUGUCUCAUCAGCAAACCCAGUGAAGAUAUUGUGAAUGUCACUUCUUUGAUGUUUGACUGGAAAAUGCAUAUGUUCUCUCCGUUUGCGCCGACGGCGGAACCUCCACUUGAAGGAGCCUUCCUGACCCAACAUCCUUACGAGGCCACCAGGUCUGGUGCCAUGUAUGACGCUCCUCUGAUUGCCACUGUCGUGUCCGAAGAGGGGCUUUAUCCUGCUGCUGUUUACCAAAAGAAUCCCGAUGAAAUCUUACCAGAAAUUGAAGAUAACUGGGAGUUCUUAGCUCGUGAGAUCUUCAUGUUUAACGACACGUUGCCUGAAGACCUAAAAGCAACUGUAGCUGCCAAGAUUAAGGAGUUCUACCUCCUAGGGAAGCCAGUGUCGCAGGAGACCUUCCCUCAACUUGUCCAGGCUAUGGGCGACCGUCUCUUCGUAACGGGCACAGCAAAGAUGGCGGAGUUACAUGCAACAAACAGUAAGCAGCCUGUGUUCAUGUACAAAUACUGCUUCCGAGGAGAGAGGAGCUUCACCUAUGCUGUCACAUGGAACUAUAAGAACUUCGGAGUAUCUCACGUGGAUGACAUCUUCCACAUAUUCUCGGUACCGCUGGUCACCAGCAGCGCUCCUGAGGAUAUGAAGAUGACCGCAGCGCUCAUCAAUAUGAUCUACAGCUUUGCCAAGGACAGCACUCCAAUAUUAUCGCCGGAGGCUCCAGAGUGGCUGCCCCUGGUGCCAGGCCAACCAGCUCUCAACUACAUGGAGAUAUCAUCCCCAACCAGCUACUUAAUGAAGAGCAACGAGGACUUCGGCCACCGCGCCUUCUGGGACAGUCUAGGGUUCAAUGAGGAUCAGAAUUACAAGAAAGAAUUGUAAAUAACUGGAAUAUGACAGAGCAGGGGUUCCCAAUCUUUUUCAACCGGCGCCGCAACUACAAGCUUAGUAUUUUGUAACGGCGCCCUGUCCUAGCUAAGUUGUUAGGUUAGACCGGGUUUCCGCUGACGCGGAGAUGGGCGGAGAAGAGCGGAGAUGUGCAGUUUCGACCAAUCACGG
Molecule: messenger RNA, 1860 nt
Organism: Pectinophora gossypiella (pink bollworm)
Lineage: Eukaryota; Metazoa; Arthropoda; Insecta; Lepidoptera; Gelechiidae
Product: venom carboxylesterase-6-like
Exons: 10
Coding region: 1-1683 (560 amino acids)
Source: RefSeq, a predicted model, not a curated record